This is a messenger RNA of Lineus longissimus, 1151 nucleotides long. RefSeq names its product small ribosomal subunit protein mS22-like. Lineage: Eukaryota; Metazoa; Nemertea; Pilidiophora; Heteronemertea; Lineidae. Gene Ontology annotation, cellular component: mitochondrial small ribosomal subunit. Gene Ontology annotation, molecular function: structural constituent of ribosome. The record is from RefSeq and is a predicted model, not a curated record. The coding region runs from base 1 to 1065 and encodes 354 amino acids. The transcript has 8 exons.
AUGUCAGCCUCCUUAUUUUCACGUUUUGGCAAAAUUUCUGUGAAUUUAUCAUCAAAUAUAGGCAAAUGCAUUGAAUGCCAACGCCAGCAUUUUAUACGAACAUUGCAUGUAACUUCCCGGAUAUCUUGUCAUAAUGCAGAUACGUUUCCACCCACAGACCCACCAACUCGUGAUAUAGAGGAGGCAUUUCUUGAUGAGCGUGUGCAAACCAUUCUCCAUCAGAUCACAGGGCUUGAUAUCAAGAAGGUGAUGCAUCCGCGCCAACUUCCGAUGAAGCCACCGAAGUAUCUUCUUCUGACUGAUGAGCAACUAAAAGAGAUUCAAGAUGAUGCCACAGCUCGAGCUGCAGAGAAACUCCAGAUGCCCCCAGUGCUGAAGGCCUGUGAACCAAUUGAUGAAAUCCUCUCUCAAGAUCCUGACCUUAAAGGACUCAAUAAACACAACAUUCUUUUUACGGAUAUCACAUUCGGAAUAUCUGACAGGGACCGAUACAUAUUGGUGAGGGAACCUGGCGGUACAUUGAGAAAAGCCUCUUGGGAGGAACGACAAAGGUGCCUACAGAUAUAUUUCCCACACGACGGCCGUAAACUCAGAAUGCCCAAAAUGUUUGAGGAGCAAAAUCUUGAGGAUGUCUUGAAUGAAGAGCGUUAUGAAUAUGUUUUAGACCGAGCGUCUAUUCAGUUUGAACCAGAUGAUCCACUUUAUAUAAGGGUCAUUGGGAGAACAUACACACAUAUAGAUACAAAUAAGAAAUAUGACGUGCUGCGGUCAACUCGGCAUUUCGGAGGCAUGGCAUUUUAUCUGGCCUGGCAUCGAAAGGUGGAUUAUCUCAUGGCAGAUAUGUUGCAGAGAGAUUUUUUCAAAGAUGCUGUACAGCUCGUUCAUCUCCAUAUCAUCCUUCAUCCCGACUCAGAGACGGCAAAUGAUGUCAUUUACCAGAAAGUCAAGAGCCCUAUGGAUCUGAUUAAGACGUACAUUGCCAAAGAUGCACCACACAAGGGGGAACUUGAACUCGCCUUACAAAGUUAUGAAGAAGAGCACUCACAAGAUAUCGAGUCUCAGUGACGGAUGCUGGCCAGUUUGUUUUCUUUGAAAAGGAUUUGUAGGAUGUUGUAAAUGUCGGAUUUAUAGAAAUAAAGUAUUGAAUUGGA